UGCAAUUAGUGUUUUGAAAAGUAUCUCGCCGCAAAGAGCUCGCAUUAUUAUUUACAUAAAAGAAAAUAAUAAAAAUAUAAAUAAAUCUUGCGAAUUGUUGACGAGAUAAAAAUCAUUUACGGUUUAGAGUGUAGUUUGUUGGUGUGAAGUGAUAAUAUAGCAGUGGCAUUUUGAUAGUGCUAAGUUAAUUAUCAGUCGGGAUUCAACAGCUUGUAAACCUCAAGCAAAAAAAAAAAACAACAACAACAACAAAAUGUCUUCAAAUCAAAUUAUAACUUUAGCGAUAAUAGUUUUCCUUUCAUCACACGCAAGUUUGCAAGUUGAAGGAAAAAUUUUUACUCGAUGUCAAUUAGCCAAGGAAUUAGUAAGACACGACUUCCCACGGAGUUAUUUAUCAAAUUGGGUUUGUUUAAUUGAACACGAAAGCGGUCGAAGUACUUCAAAAGUAAUGCAACAACCAAAUACAAGUGUUAGUUAUGGAUUAUUUCAGGUCAACAGCAAGAACUGGUGCCGCAAGGGUCGCAAAGGUGGCAUUUGUAAUAUGAAAUGUGAAGAUUUCCUCAACGACGACAUUCUUGAUGACUCUAGAUGUGCGAAGCAGAUCUUCAAUCGUCAUGGCUUUCAGGCUUGGCCUGGUUGGGUUAGCAAAUGUCGUGGGCGAAAUCUUCCCGACAUCUCAAGAUGUUGAAUUUAAAAAUAAAAACAAAAAAAAAAAAACAAGAAAUACAACUAAAAAAAAAACAAUUAUGUAUUUGAACUGCCAAAGAGAAAUAUGACACUAACAAAAAAAAAAAAAUAAAAAUAAUAAACAGCAAGGUUCGAUAAUUUUUACUACGUUUGCGGUGUGUGGAUGUAAAAAACCCAACACAUUUUUGAUUUUAUUAGAAAAGCUUUAACUUUUUUUUUUUGUUAAGUUUUUAAAACAAUUAUUUUUAUACCUACAUUUACAAAGUUUUGUAUAGAAGUUCUUUUUUAUGUAGUUUUGGACUAAUCAGCUCAUACAUAGUUUUAUGAGAAAUUCUUGUUUAAAUAUUCAAAAUUGUUUUAUAUAAUUCAAAUAAAUAAAAAUUGUGAAUUUAAAAUUUGAUGAUUUAUUAAUUAAAGAGAAUUAUUUAUGUAUAAGAUUUAAUAUUUGGAACUGCAAUACCAAUAAAAUUGAAAAGUGAUAUGAUAGGGAAAACCUAUCAACAUAUAUGGAAAGUGUU
Molecule: messenger RNA, 1205 nt
Organism: Episyrphus balteatus (marmalade hoverfly)
Lineage: Eukaryota; Metazoa; Arthropoda; Insecta; Diptera; Syrphidae
Product: lysozyme
Exons: 5
Coding region: 254-688 (144 amino acids)
Source: RefSeq, a predicted model, not a curated record